Coregonus clupeaformis (lake whitefish) is the source of this 3039-nucleotide messenger RNA. RefSeq names its product zinc finger and BTB domain-containing protein 7A-like. Gene Ontology annotation, molecular function: DNA-binding transcription factor activity, RNA polymerase II-specific; RNA polymerase II cis-regulatory region sequence-specific DNA binding; protein binding. The transcript has 5 exons. The record is from RefSeq and is a predicted model, not a curated record. Lineage: Eukaryota; Metazoa; Chordata; Actinopteri; Salmoniformes; Salmonidae. The coding region runs from base 1 to 1998 and encodes 665 amino acids. Gene Ontology annotation, biological process: regulation of transcription by RNA polymerase II.
AUGCCAGAGCGGAGCAGUGGGCUGAAAAUAGAGGGGGGUGGCACCAGGCAGGGCCCUGCUCAGACACGGAGACAGCAGAGCAGGCAGGAGAGCCGGACAGGGCCUGGGGAAGGGACAUACGCUUCUGCUUCAGCCCAGCUGACAGGCAGACGGACAGACGGCAGGACGGACACGCGGGCGGCGGCUGUGAUUGGCGGCUCGGCGGCAGGCUGGUGGAAGAUGUCGUCGGGAGCCGGUGGGAGGGGCGGGCGGCGGCUCAGGGGUUGGGGGGGAGGGGAGGCAGCGGAGGAAGGCCCAGUGGGCAUCCCCUUCCCCGAGCACAGCGCAGACAUCCUGGGCAGUCUGAACAAGCAGCGCCUCAGCGGCCUGCUGUGCGACGUGCUCCUGAUCACCCAGGAUAGGGAGUUCACUGCCCACCGCUCAGUCCUGGCAUCUUGCAGCUCCUACUUCCACAAGCUGUUCACCUCGGGCCCCACCGCCAACCAGCAGAAAGUCUACACCAUAGACUUUGUGACGGCCGAGGCCCUGGGCGCCCUGCUGGACUUUGCCUACACAGCCACGCUGACGGUCAGCCACAGCUCCGUGGGAGAAAUCCUGGCCGCCGCCCGCCUGCUGGAGAUCCCGCCCGUCCAGGAAGUCUGCACUCACCUGCUGGACACCAAAGUGCUCUCCCCGCCGGGGGGCAGUGAGCGAGGAGAGGAUGAUGAUGAUGAGGGGGAGGGAGGGAAGGGUGGAGGAAGAUGGGGUCAGCAGGGGAAUCGACUUCGGGCCCGGGAGUAUCUAGAAUACUUCCAGAGAGGGGCCCACUGGAGCAGCAGCUGCAGCACGCCAGAGCUCAGGGACAUGCCCACACACCUGCACUUUAACCAUGACAACGGGGCCCACAGCAACGGGGCCCCCGGGGGCCCCAGCGAGUACUGCUCUCCCCUGGACCUUGCCCAGGCCGCCACACAGGACCCAGAUGAUGAGGAUGAGGAGGACGAAGUGGAGGUGGAUCACUCUGAGAGCCGCAGGGACAUGCUGACCUGGGCCAGGGGGAACGGAGGAGGGCCAGAUGCCUCUUUCUAUCGCCCAGCCCAGAACGGCCACUUCUACCUCCCCACAGAGCCCAAACUGGAGCCGGAGGAGGAGGGGGAGGAAGAGUGCAUACGGGAUGGGGAGAGAGGCUCAGCCAGCGCCCUCCUGCAGCAGAUGAUGGACUCCAUCGAGAGGCAGAAGGAGCGGGCCGCGGCCGGGGAGGAGCCGGGGGAGGAGGAGGACCCGGACGUGGAGUUUUACUUGAAUUACUUUAACAGCACGCAGCAUGAGGACGACGCCGCCGACGCCGCCGUCUCACAGGGACUGCUGCCCCGCUGGGCGGCACGGGGCGGCUCCAGCCAAGAUAGAGGGGGAGGAGAGAGGGGAGGAGGAGAAGAGAGAGGUGGGGUCGGAGGGGAGAGGAAGAUGCGCUCCAAGGCCUUCCAGAAGUGCCCCAUCUGCUCCAAGGUCAUCCAGGGAGCAGGAAAGCUACCCCGCCACAUCCGCACUCACACGGGAGAGAAGCCCUACGAGUGCGCCAUCUGCAAAGUGCGCUUCACCAGGCAGGACAAGCUCAAGGUUCACAUGCGUAAGCAUACGGGAGAGAAGCCUUACCUGUGCACGCAGUGCGGUGCUGCGUUCGCCCACAACUACGACCUGAAGAACCACAUGCGCGUGCACACAGGCCUGCGCCCCUACCAGUGCUCCAGCUGCUUUAAGACUUUUGUGCGUUCAGACCACCUGCACCGCCACCUCAAGAAGGACGGCUGCAAUGGUAUCCCCUCCCGCCGGGGCCGCAAGCCUCGGGUACGGGACCCCGGGCUCCUGGAGGUCCCCAUGGGGCUGGCGGGCCCCUGCCCUCGCAGCGGCAGGGAGAGACGGCGCAUGGAGGCGGCCUCGGCAGCGGCGGUAGAGGGGGCCUCCAGGGUCCAUGCACACAUUCCUCAGCCCCAGGAGAGGCCAGAGGAGCCGGGGCACUGAGACAGGGAGACAGGGAGGGACGCUGGACGCCAUAGUCAUACUUAGCCCCUGGAGGAGCCGCUGCCGAAACAAGAGGAGAAAAAAACAUGCUAAGACAAAAAAAAAAAACACAACUAACUAUUUCUCUAGAAACCAAAUCAGGGUGUCACAAAUCUAAUCUUUUCUGUUUAUUUUAUCCCUUUGCUUUAGGAAACAGAGUAGACAGACAAACACGAGUCAGUGUUCUGUUAAAGAGCAAAGAACGCUUCAAAUCACACCCCCCAUGAUGUCUCCUUUCUGGGUAAUUUCUGUCUCAUCUGGGUUUUUGUACAUUUGGCAAAAAUGCUUUAUCAUAUGCAUAACAAAACAACAGAAAGCCUGAGCAACUAUGCAGUUAAAAUAGGUUUUGAAUUCAGAGCCUUCAAACUAUGAGGUGUCCCACACCUACUGGCUGCUGCAGGGGUGAACUGAGUGUAAUCUCUCAUAUUCAGAUGGAAAGCAACCAAUCUUUUUCUAUUCUUUUGCAGUUCUAAAAUGUACAAUUACCAUAGAAACAGUAUUGUCAGAACAUGGCAAUAUAUGCAAGAUGAACUUAACCACACCUCUGAUGCAGCAUCCUUUUUUCUGAAGGCUUCAGAAAGAAUCAGACAAGGGUUUGAUUUAAGUGUUACUUACUCUAUAAAAUAUAUUUUAAAAAUCUAUGGUUCAUCUUUUUAAAAUGUUAAAUGUCGAGUCAAAUCCACGUUUGGGGACUCUUCCAUUGCAGGGGUAGGGAACGUGAGGGGAGGAGGGUGUGUGUUUCUAAAGCACAACCAUCAUCAUGUUGCCAGUUGGCUUGACCACAUCGUUGACUCUUACCCCUCACAAUCCUGCCAUUUCAGCAUUUCUAUUUUCUUUUUGAUUUGUCUUAAUUUUUUUUGUUGUUAUUGUUGUUUGUCCCUUUUUGAGUUGACUGCUUUGGGUACUUGACACUUUACAUUUGUAUACGUGUGUGUAAAUAUAUAUAUAUAUAUAUAUAUAUAUAUAUAUAUAUAUAUAUAUAUAUAUAUAUAUAUAUAUAUA